UACCAUAAGUAUUGCACCUCACAAAGUAUCACCACCACACCACAUACCAGUACCAGUACAUUACCAUGCAUUUGUUGCAACUUUUACAUUUUAUCAACCAAAUUCAUUGCUACAUCGUCUCACAUCUCUAUCCUUCGCAGUGGACUGCCCAACAAGCAACAGCUUUCACCGAAUCAUCCCUGUCCGACACACGAUGGCAACAGUCCUACUUCACCGGGUGGCGGCGCAUCGCCUUACAAUGGUUCCCAAGCCGGCGGCAGCGGCGGCAUAUCGCCAAAUUCCAAUGCGGGCAUUUCACCUAACAAAUACCGACGCAGCAUAUCAUUCCCAAACAAGGGCGGCAAUUCGCCCACACCCGGCUACUCACUAGACAUUAACGCCGCACAGUCACACAUACCCACAUUGUCAGUGGGCAAUAGCGGCAGUCAGAGUGCUGGCGCCACUGGUGGCGGUGAUGCGCCAUACCUCGGUGCUGGCUUCACGCCCGAUCGGCUAGUGGGCAACGGUCUUGACAUGCGUCCAAUUGAUCACUGCUUAAAUGACAUAAUGCGCAAUAUGGGCGCAGUGGGAGCUGGUGGCGAUAAUAAUGUGACCGCCGCUGCCGUAUUGGCAGAACGCAUGCGCAAUCAGAAGCUAAGUGAACAUCAUCUCAGCGAAGCAGAUGCUGUGGCCAUAGCGAGUGGCAAUGGUGCAGCUGCCUACUUGGAUGCCAAUUUGAAAUUGAACUCGCCGUCACGAGCGUCACCACAUUCGCAGGGCUCAGAACAUACGGCACGCUAUUCGAGAAAAGUCUUUGUAGGCGGUUUGCCGCCAGAUAUCGACGAGGAUGAGAUCACCACAUCGUUUCGGCGCUUCGGGCCAUUGGUUGUUGAUUGGCCACACAAAGCUGAGUCAAAGUCGUAUUUCCCACCAAAGGGAUACGCAUUUCUGCUCUUCCAGGAUGAGAACAGCGUGCAACAGUUAAUAGAUUCAUGCAUAACCGACGACGACAAGCUCUAUUUGUGCGUCUCAUCGCCUACCAUCAAAGAUAAACCGGUACAAAUAAGACCUUGGCGUCUGGCCGAUGCCGAUUAUGUGCUCGAUGCAACCAUGUCGUUGGAUCCGCGGAAAACCGUCUUUGUUGGCGGUGUACCGCGCCCCUUGAAAGCCUUCGAGCUGGCCAUGAUCAUGGAUCGUUUGUAUGGUGGUGUGUGUUAUGCGGGCAUCGACACCGAUCCGGAACUAAAGUAUCCGAAGGGCGCCGGACGCGUCGCAUUCGCCAAUCAACAAAGCUACAUAGCGGCUAUUUCGGCGCGUUUCGUACAGCUCCAGCAUGGCGAUAUCGAUAAGCGUGUGGAGGUGAAACCCUACGUGCUGGACGAUCAGAUGUGUGACGAGUGUGAGGGUCAACGUUGUGGCGGCAAAUUCGCACCGUUUUUCUGCGCCAACGUCACAUGUCUACAAUACUAUUGCGAGAACUGUUGGGGCGUCAUUCAUGCGCGCCCCGGCCGUGAAUAUCAUAAACCGCUAGUCAAAGAAGGCGCCGACCGGCCACGGGCGGUGCCAUUCCGCUGGUGUUAACGGCGGCGCUAAUAGGGCCAGCGAACAGCCGAGCGAAAGUUACAAGCGGCUGAUGGCGGAUGCGCGUCGUUUCAAAACGCAUGGCAAAUGGAACGGCAAAGAGUGGCGGAGCAGCAGGAGUAAAGGUUUGCAGAUGGGCGACGUGAAGUACGAGUUUAUGAAAAUUGCCAUUAAAGUGGAAUGAAGCAGGAAAUGUGCGAAUUUGUGAAGAAAGAGAGGGGGAGUUUAGUAGGCGCGGCAUGAUUUCAAGGCGCAGUAGUUGAAUGCAUUGAAAUAUUUACGCCCAAGCGAAAACAUUUUUUGUGUAUACCAGAAAACACGAAAAAACAGUAACACACACACACACGCGUACACAUGAAUACACUUGA
Molecule: messenger RNA, 1928 nt
Organism: Rhagoletis zephyria (snowberry fruit fly)
Lineage: Eukaryota; Metazoa; Arthropoda; Insecta; Diptera; Tephritidae
Product: probable RNA-binding protein orb2
Biological process (GO): negative regulation of cytoplasmic translation
Cellular component (GO): synapse; cytoplasm; nucleus
Molecular function (GO): translation factor activity, RNA binding; ribosome binding; mRNA 3'-UTR binding
Source: RefSeq, a predicted model, not a curated record